Messenger RNA from Haliotis rufescens (red abalone), 1759 nucleotides. RefSeq lists its product as uncharacterized. The transcript has 7 exons. The coding region runs from base 391 to 966 and encodes 191 amino acids. The record is from RefSeq and is a predicted model, not a curated record. NCBI's taxonomy places the organism in Eukaryota, Metazoa, Mollusca, Gastropoda, Lepetellida, Haliotidae.
GAAUCCAACCGUUAGCAGACGACACAUUUCUCUCUCGAUGACAACAUCAGCCUGAGGGCAGAUUGCCAUUAACCUGCAUUGUUUUCCUGAAGUAUAGCUGGUCCGCGUCUGACGCAGACGGCGUGGUCGCUUGUGUAGAGCUUGUAGGUGCUUAUGUACAUGGUGCGGCCGUGUUUGUGACAGCAGUCCAGGGCAGCAUACAAGGAAAGUAGUAUUGUUAAAGUACUUUCUGAUCGUGCAACCUUCAUGUCAAUAUUGAUGGGACGUUGACAAGCAGAGCUGAGAGAUUAUAGCAGCAGAGCCGAAAGGUAUACAUUGAAUGACCUGGCCUAGGAGAGUACCGUGCCGGCUGUUACCUGUGUGCUGACCUGGAUUACACAUCGUGAAACAAUGGCGAAUGUUACAGAGUGUGACGUCCUCGCCCAUCCCGAUGACGCUUACAUGAUACUCAGCAACUACAACGUCACAGCGGGAUCCUACGUCGUUGUUGGAUGCAGGAAGUUCGGCCACCGUGUGGUUGGUCCAACCAAUGUGACUUGUCUCCCAACAGGGGCGUGGUCGGAUGCCGUGAAACCAGAAUGUAAUUGGACAUGGGAGCUGACGACCCACGAGAAGCUCGUGCUAGGGACAUCCAUCGCUGCCGGGGCUUUCCUCCUCAUCGUUACCAUAGCAAUCAUAAUAGCUUACUGUUGCUGCUACAGGCGGAUGAGAGAAAGGGAAAACGAGAACUUCGGCGCCGUGUACGAGGAGCGAGUGACGCCGUCCAAGAAGCACAACUACGACCACUACGGACCGCCUAUCAUCGAGGGAGGGCCAGGCAUCUACCCCGAUGCCUACUACGCCUACCAAGAGUACCCAGAGAACAAGACGUACCCACCCGACAUGACGGAUGUGUCGGGCCUGGACAGGCCAUGGCUAGGCUAUAUACCUCGUCCCAAAGUGGCUGAUGGGCGAUACUACCACUGACAGCCACCUGACUAUGGAGCAAUAAUCAAACCCUUGUCGCCAACUGCACACCUAGGUCAAGUGCUUCACUCUGCAGACACGCAACACUGCAGUGUUGAGAUCGAACUACUUGAAUCUCCUUGAGGCCUUAAGCUAUGAACAUAAUGAUUAAUAGCAGUGUGUUCAAACUAGAUAUUCAUUUGUGUGGAGGAAUCGCCAUACCGCAGUGUCUGCAAUGAGUGUGUUGUCUUCUACACAGGCGUAGGGAGCAGGGACCAAGGAACUCCACUUUAGUACUUGAUGCCGUGACGUCACUGGCAUUGUGUCUAACGAACGUCAGGCAGAGCUGAUGCCAUAACAACCAUAAAUGCUGACGACGUCUCCGCAUACAGGCGUCUCCGCAUACAGAUCAUGUUGCCAUAGCAACAUUUUGGCCAUGUUGCCUGACUCGUAGAGAUUUAUUUCGAUAUAGCAACGAUUCUCCUAAACAUAGACAGUAUAUUUUUGUAUUCAAUGCGUCUUUUUAUAUCAUGUCCAGGAAUACAUUGAGCAUGUGCGAGGGACUUUGAGCUACAGCUGGACUGUGUACCCACACAGGAUGUGUCGUGGUUGCGUCCUCCACACAGUGUCGGCGGCCUGUGAAGGCGCGGUGGCGUGUGCUGGCACUGUGAGACACAUGGCGCUGACAGACGAUAUAUAUGACACCAGAGCAUUACGAUCAAACAGUUACGAUUUUAUGUUUUGUAAUACACAUGUACAGAGAAAUGUAAAUAUAUCUAUUAUUAAAGAAAUACAAUUAUAUAUGAAUGUCAAA